AAGCAAUGAAAGUGGGAUUUUUGGAGGGAUGUAGGCCUCUCAUUGGAUUGGAUGGAUGCUUCCUGAAGGGCCCUUUUGGAGGAUGUUUACUAAGUGCAGUUACACUAGAUGGGAAUAAGAGGGUGUUCCCACUAGCUUUUGCAAUUGUUCAAAAUGAAUGCAUUGCAACAUGGACCUUCUUUCUUGACUGUCUUAGACAAUGCAUUGGACCGGAAUGUGAUUCAAAGCCAUGGACAUUUAUUUCAGACAGACAAAAGGGAUUGAUUGAGGCUGUGAGGACACAGUUUGAGGGUUCAAUCCACAGAUAUUGUUGUCAACAUUUGUUAAUGAACUUCAAGAAGCGCUUUCCAGGGGUGAUGUUGAGGAAGGAAUUUUGGAUGGCAGUUAAGUCUAGCCAUAGUUAUGCAUUUAAGCAGCAUAUGAAGAAUGUUGAGGCUAAGAAUGAGGGAAGGGCUGCAAAAUGGUUACUAGAUAUUCCUAUUUCACAUUGGAGUAGACAUUUUCAAACAUUGGGAGUAGACAUGCUUUCAUCCAGCAGCUAA
This is a messenger RNA of Jatropha curcas, 542 nucleotides long. Lineage: Eukaryota; Viridiplantae; Streptophyta; Magnoliopsida; Malpighiales; Euphorbiaceae. The record is from RefSeq and is a predicted model, not a curated record.